AGAUCGUUUGACUCAAAUUUGCUCUGUCAAGUGUUAUGAUGAAGCUGCUCUUCUUCCUCGUCGUCUUGGUCCACCUCUUGGCCAAUCCAAGUGAAGCCCAAGUAAGUAAGAUAUAAAAUAUUUCAUAUCAUAACAUUGAAUUCUUUUAAAGUGAAUCGAAAUUUUUGCAGAAACUUUCGAUUCCUGCUAUAUAUUGGUCCUUCGACAUAGACGUACCCAUUCUUAACGUGAAAACACGCGCAUACAUCGUAUCUUAUAAGAGACAUUAAGUUCUUUUUGGUAAUAUUUUGUUAUGCGUAGAGAUCAUUUUAAAAUAUCUCUCACAUAAAAAAUGGUCAUGAAUAAGAUCUAGGCGUUUGAAUUCUAAACAAUCCAAUUAGCUUUACUGUACAUUAACGACAUCAACAAUGCUUCUAAUCUAUUAAAUCUGAUAUUGUUCGCUGACGAUACCAAUGUAUUCAUGUCACAUAAAGAUCUGAACUAUCUCUCAGAUAUGUUAAACUUGGAGAUGGACAAACUGUCAAUCUGGUUUAAAGCAAACAGGCUUUCUCUAAAUCUUAAAAAGACUAAAUUUAUGGUCUUUAAACCAAGACAAAAGCGUUCAAUUUGUAAUAUUCAAAUAAGUAUAGAUAAUCAAAAUAUUGUUAAAGUAAAGGAGACAAAUUUUCUAGGCGUAAUUUUGGAUGAAAACCUAAAUUGGAAGUCGGAAAUAUCUCACGUCGCAAGUAAAGUUGCGAAGUCAAUCGGUAUAAUAUCUAGAUGCAGCUUCUUUCUUCCUAAAUCGUCUUUACGUAUGCUCUACUAUUCCUUAAUUUAUCCUUAUUUUUACUACUGCAAUAUCGUUUGGGCUUCAACCUAUAAAACUAAUCUCCACCGCCUUGUUAUCCUGCAAAAGCGCAUUAUUAGAAUUAUUAAUAAAUCACAUUUUAAUGCUCAUACUGACCCCAUCUUUAAGGACCUCGGUAUACUAAAAUUUAAUGAUAUCCAUUUGCUUCAACUGGGUCAAUUUAUGUAUUCUUGCAAAAAUUCAUUCUUACCUCCAAAGUUUAAUAACAAUUUCUCUCAAAGCAAUCAAUUCCACUCUUACAAUACAAGAAAUUCCCAGGCCUACCGUCUACCGUAUUGUCGUACAAACACGAAGAAGUUCUCGCCCUUUUUUCAAGGGCCUAAGUUUUUUAAUUCACUUGACAACAAGAUCAUCAACUCUCAAUCCCUCUCCUCUUUUAAGAAAAAACUGAAGAUUAAAUUAUUGAGUAAGUAUGAAAACAGUUUAUAAAUCUUUCCAUCUUCGACUUUUCGCUUUCUUCUCUUUAAUUGAUGUGAAACAGCUCUAGCUCAUAGUUCGAGGAGGCCUAACCUCUCAUAAGCUCCUAUAGUUUCUGUUAGGUCUCCUCGCCACUUCUUUUUUUUUUUCUUCUUUUCCUAUAUUUUUUGUAAUUAGUGUGGCAAAUAAAAUAAAAUAAAAAACGUUGAACUAAUCGAGGCCCCGGGACCGAGGCGUAGUAAAAUUUGCUUCUGAAUUUGUUCAAGGUGUACCCGUUUGUGAAUCAAUUUUAUCCUUGGUUUAAAUUUUAUUUUCCUUUGUUUCAAUUUCACUACCAUACAUAACCAUAUCAAAAAACAAAGGAAAAUAAAAUUGGAACCAAAGAAAAAAUUGAACCACAACAUACCCAAUGUAUAAAAGCAUUCAAUGCACUACGAUAUGGAUUAAGCCAAUUUGAGGGUUAGAAACAGCUCUAGGAAUUUGAUCCCACCCUAUAAAGUGUAAAAAGAAUCCUUCUGGUCUCCUACACAGUGCGAAAGAUGUUCUUCUUUACCUUUCCAACAGAUACCUCAGUGUUUGCCUGCAUUAGCAACCUACCUUCAGAACCAGGCUUCACUGUUGCAGAGUGUCAAAAACGACCUUGAUGCAACUAAGAAACAGCUACAACAGGCCAUUGGUAAGUUUGAGCUUAUGUUGCCUCCAUAUCCAGUACGUAUCUCUCUGUUUCGCUUGUAGUUUAUCGUACGGGUCUAUCUCUGUUCUAUGAAAGCACUAGAGUACUGGGCCAGUGCAUUUACACCAGCAUCAAAUUUAAGUUUCUAUUCUUAAAGUGUCUAUUUUACAUUAGCUACUGUCUUCUCGUCUUCUCCUGAGUCUAUUUGUUUCUACAUCCUCAUCAAACGGGAAGCUCUCCCCCCUCCCUCAUCAAGGCAGAUAUAUACAAUAGCUUGUGGUAGAUGUAAAAACAAAGCAACCAUCAGAUUGGCUACAUUUGCAAGAAGGACUGUCCAAGCGGCAAAUCUUAACGUUUACCCAACAACACGAUUUAGGCAUUAGUAUGCUAUUGCAGAUUGAUGCUCGUGGGCGAAAAGUUCUUACCGUAAAUGCAAUGAACAAGCAUUUAUCCCCAUAUCCAUGCCACAAAAACAGGGUUUAAGCAUCGGCUUGGUGAACUCACCAAUUUUUGACACAUUUGUCAUCCCUGAUGAGGCACAUGAGCAUCCUCGUUCCCAGACCUGCUCGUCCCACUUAUGCGGGCUGGGCCUGUGCACAAGGAACAAGUAGCUCUGGAAAAAGUCCAGUCACAUAAGCCUUUCUAAACUACCUUGCAAGAAAAAGAUUUUGAAAUGGAUGUGUUGCGAUUGGACUCCCUUUGUAAGUUUCUACCCAAUUAAAUCUUAAGUGCCCAGAGCCACUUGUUCCUCGUGCGCAGCCCCAGCCGGCUAAGAGAGUUAAGCGGCUCUGGGGAAGCGAGUAGGCACAUGGAUUGCUCUUUUUUUAACAAACAUAUUUUCCUCAUAGGUCAAUGGCCUCCUGGUCAUUAUUGCAUUCUGGCCAGUGGAUCAUGCCCACCCGGAUUUUCCCGUUCCGAGGGACACAUGCUUGCCUUGAAGAUGUACUCUCACACCCCCGUUUACAUCACUCCGGCCAAGUUCGGAAGCAGUCGGAUCCAGUGUCACGGACCCUGUGGCCGGUACGGGCAGUGGGUCGGAGAACUGUACAUCGCAGCAUGUUGCAAGUGAUGGAGAAUCACAACUUUUCUUUCAUACCACAGUCAGCCCAACGUACAUAGCAUUGUUACACGAAUGAUACUAGGAAACUAGGG
Molecule: messenger RNA, 3089 nt
Organism: Porites lobata
Lineage: Eukaryota; Metazoa; Cnidaria; Anthozoa; Scleractinia; Poritidae
Source: the annotation of a GenBank genome assembly